GGAGGAAGGCGCUGGCGGGCAGUGAUGGCGGCGGGUGAUGGGGACGUGAAGCUAGGCACCCUGGGGAGUGGCAGUGAGAGCAGCAGCGACGGCAGCAGCGAGAGCCCAGGCGGCGCGGGAGCGGCAGCAGAAGGGGGCGGCUGGGCAGCAGCGGCAUUGGCGCUUUUGACGGGGGGCGGGGAGAUGCUGCUGAACGUGGCGCUGGUGGCGCUGGUGCUGCUGGGGGCCUACCGGCUGUGGGUGCGCUGGGGGCGGCGGGGUUUGGGCGCCGGGGCCGGAGCCGGCGAGGAGAGUCCCGCUGCCUCUCUGCCUCGUAUGAAGAAGCGGGACUUCAGCUUAGAGCAGCUGCGCCAGUACGACGGGUCCCGCACCCCGCGCAUCCUGCUCGCGGUCAAUGGGAAAGUCUUCGACGUGACCAAAGGCAGCAAGUUCUACGGCCCGGCUGGUCCAUAUGGAAUAUUUGCUGGUAGGGAUGCCUCCAGAGGACUGGCGACAUUUUGCCUAGAUAAAGAUGCACUUAAAGAUGAAUAUGAUGAUCUCUCAGACUUGAAUGCUGUACAAAUGGAGAGUGUUCGAGAAUGGGAAAUGCAGUUUAAAGAAAAAUAUGAUUAUGUAGGCAGACUCCUAAAACCAGGAGAAGAACCAUCAGAAUAUACAGAUGAAGAAGAUACCAAGGAUCACAAUAAACAGGAUUGAACUUUGUAAACAACCAAAGUCAGGGGCCUUCAGAACUGCAAUUCUUACUCCCUUUCACAGAAUGUCCAGCGUCUUUGGGUUUGGUUCACCUGCUGCAAAAAACAUUCAACAGAUUGUAUACAAGCUAAAUGAGUCUCACUUUGAAGAUUUGAAUACUAGACAUUAUUUAUGCUGCCAACCUCAUUUGUUGCAGUUGUUUGUAAUGUCUGGUGGGGCUUCAUCAUCCUGAAAAGGAGGAAACAGGGACUUUUUUAAAGAGCAAGAAAGUCACAAGGUUACUAUUCCCUCUCUCCCUCCUUCCCUCCCUCCCUCCUAUUUUUUUUUUUUUUAAAUCAAAGACAACCAGAUAUGUAUUUGCUACUUAAGUGUACAAAUCUCCUCAAAAACAGCAAGAGAUUCAUGUGAUGUGUUUUUGUUAUAGCUCUGAGGGAGGAGACCUAGGCAGGAGAGGUUGGGGGUGCACAUCAAUUUGAGUAGUUUAGAUUAUUGAAACAUUAAAAUGUGAAUUCUCAAACUUUUCUUUUUGGGUUUUGUCAGGAAAAAGGAAAAAACCCUUCUAAGAAAUCUUUGGAAAUUAGGAGAAGGGAUUUCAAGUGGAUCUAAGUCAAAGUUAAUUCCCAAUAGCAAGAUCAUUUGAAACUAGUUUUUAUCCCUUCCCUUCCCCUAGAUCAAAUCAAUAUUAAUUGUGCCUUAUUUCACUUACAUAGACUUGAAUUAUUUUUAGGGAAAGCCCCUAUGUGAAUUCAGAAGUCAUUACAAGCAGCAUUGAGACUGAAGUUGGAAUAUUCUGUUGACUGCAAAACCUUGAUGUCAUUCUGUGUACAUAGAAUGUAAAAGGAAUAUUCAGUGUUACUGCCACAUAUGUUAAUAUACACAAACUUAAUUAGCAUUGUAAUGGCCAAAUGCAUUCCCUCAUGCUUUUUCUCUUUUAAAAAAAAAUCGAAAGUCAAAUCAACAACUUUGUCCCCCAACAGCUGCCUAAUUUUAGGAGUCUGACCCUCACAUCUCAUUGGUGUGGGUGCAUGGGGCUGUGGUAUGGAUGUUGUAUGGGUGCGUCUGAAUGUGUGUGAGAGCGCCUUGGAAAGGACUCUGCAGAUACUGUAAAUACCAGUACCAUUUUAAUAAAGCAUGUACAAUAAACCAAAA
Molecule: messenger RNA, 1842 nt
Organism: Lynx canadensis (Canada lynx)
Lineage: Eukaryota; Metazoa; Chordata; Mammalia; Carnivora; Felidae
Gene: PGRMC2
Product: progesterone receptor membrane component 2
Exons: 3
Coding region: 25-696 (223 amino acids)
Cellular component (GO): endomembrane system; membrane
Source: RefSeq, a predicted model, not a curated record